CGGGGCAGCUCCAGCAGGACUUUAACCCCCCCAGCGCUCCUAUAAAAGCUGAGGAGCGGCAGGAGCCGGUCAGACGCUGAAGGAGAGAGUUCCUACGGUUUGCUCUGAAGCUCAAACAUCUGCCGUCAUGAAGCUGCUGGUGCUCCUCGCUCUCGUCUCCGUUUGCAGUGCAAACCUCAUCUGGCCUGACCCCCCCAAGAGCAACUUGGAUGUGGUGAAGGAGGCUUUCUGGGACUACGUUGCCAAGGCGACGCAGACGGCUGAGGACUCACUGCAGCAGAUCCGACAGUCAGAUCUCGGCCAGGAGCUGAACACCAGAAUCUCCCAGAGCACCGACACCGUCAACCAGUACUACGCCUCUCUGCAUGCCCAGGCGGCUCCAGUGGCCCAGGAUGUGAUCAGCCGCAUCACCCAGGAGGCCGAGCAGCUGAAGGUCCGUUUGGAUAAAGAUCUGAGCACCAUGGGCCAGAAGCUGCAGCCCCAGGCAGAGGAGCUGGUGGCACAGCUGCAGACCCGGGUGGAGGAGCUGAAGAGGGAGGUCAGCCCCCUGGCCGAGGCCAUGGACCCCGAGGCGCUGAAGGCCGUCCUGCUGCAGAAAAGCCAGGAGCUGAAGGGCCAGCUGGAGAAGGGUCUGAGCCAGCUGCAGGCCCAGGCCACCCCCUACACCGAGGAGAUGAGGGAGAAGAUGGAGCUGAGCCUGGAGGACUUCCAGAAGAACCUGGUGCCCCUGACCCAAAGUUUUGAGAUCCAGCUGAACCAGAAGGCCCAGGAGAUCCAGCAGAGGCUGCUGCAGAGCGGGGAGGAGCUGAGGGCCAAGCUGGACUCCGGUGCUCAGGACCUGCAGGCCCAGCUGACCGCUCUGUGGGAGUCCUUCACCCAGAAGACCCAGUGAACAGACUUCUGUCCCGCCCAGCCUAUUUAUUUAACCUCCAUCCACCGUCCAGACAAAUGAAAGUUUCACCUGUCAGGAGAUGCUCUUCAGGACAUCCUCCAUCUGCUGUCCUCACAUGAAGAUAGACGUUCCUGAAAACACCAAACUGAACGUCACAAAUGUAGAAAUGCAUCUUCAAGAGAUUAAAGUUGGAUUCUGUAUCUGA
Molecule: messenger RNA, 1097 nt
Organism: Oryzias melastigma (Indian medaka)
Lineage: Eukaryota; Metazoa; Chordata; Actinopteri; Beloniformes; Adrianichthyidae
Gene: apoa4a
Product: apolipoprotein A-IV a
Exons: 3
Coding region: 128-892 (254 amino acids)
Biological process (GO): high-density lipoprotein particle assembly; cholesterol biosynthetic process; very-low-density lipoprotein particle remodeling
Cellular component (GO): chylomicron; extracellular region; blood microparticle
Molecular function (GO): phospholipid binding; cholesterol binding; phosphatidylcholine-sterol O-acyltransferase activator activity
Source: RefSeq, a predicted model, not a curated record